UUCGCCGCUGCCCGCGAGGGUUCGGCGAUGGCGGAGCGGCUCCCGCCGGGUCCCCCCCCGGUGAUUUUUUGCCAGGACUCCCCGAAGCGCGUCCUGGUCUCCGUUAUCAAAACCACCCCGAUCAAGCCCUCCUCGGGGGUGAGCGGGGCCGAGGAGCCGAUGCCCGUCCCGCCCGUCCCCACCAGCCCCGGCUUCAGCGACUUCAUGGUCUACCCCUGGCGCUGGGGCGAGAACGCGCACAACGUGACCCUCAGCCCCGGCGGCGGCGACAGCACCGCCGGCCCGUCAGCCCUCCCGCCGCCCCGCGGGGGAGCGGGCAGAGUCCCCGGCGGGGACGAGGAAAAGGCAGGGAGCCCCGGGAGCGGCGGGCGGCACCGGCACCUGAAGGAUGGAAUAAGACGUGGCCGUCCAAGAGCAGACACCGUCCGAGACCUGAUCAGUGAAGGAGAGCACUCUUCCAGCAGGAUACGCUGCAAUAUUUGCAACAGGGUCUUUCCACGAGAGAAGUCACUGCAAGCCCAUAAACGAACUCACACCGGUGAAAGGCCUUAUCUGUGCGACUACCCAGAUUGUGGGAAAGCCUUUGUACAGAGUGGGCAGCUCAAAACUCACCAGCGUCUCCACACAGGAGAGAAGCCUUUUGUCUGCUCAGAGAAUGGCUGUUUAAGCAGAUUUACACAUGCAAACCGGCAUUGUCCCAAACAUCCCUAUGCCAGACUGAAGAGGGAAGAGCUCACGGACAGGCUGAGUAAGAAGGAGACGGCUGACAAUAAAGCUGUGGCUGAGUGGCUAGCGAAGUACUGGGAGACUAGAGAGCAGCGUGCUCCUGCUUUGAAGACCAAAGCAAUCCAGAAAACAGAUCAGGAACAGCAGGACCCAAUGGAGUAUCUUCAGUCUGAUGAAGAGGAUGAUGAAGAGAAAAACAGCGCUCAUUCAGCUGCCCGUCACCGUCGCCUCCAGGAGCAGCGUGAACGCAUGCAUGGCGCGCUGGCACUCAUUGAGCUGGCAAACUUAGCUGUGGCACCCCUGCGACAGUAGAUAGGAGCAGUCUCUGCCCAUAAAAAAUGUACUUUCUGGUGUUACUUAACCAGUUAGAUCCCAAGCAUAAGCUAAGCACCUUAUUUGCUUAUAAUAGGCUGCUAUUCUGUAGAAUUUAUGAAGAAUGUUGUUGCCCCAUAACAUGGGGUGAGAGAAUUGCACUUUUGAUAGGGUAGAAGACAGAUGUAAAAUUUCUAAGUAUUUUGUAAAUAUGGGACUGCAUAAGGCAGGGUUGACAAAUUUAUGUGUCAUGGGAAGCUAGAUUUUGCAAGGUUAACUCAUUUAUCUGGAGCAGAUUUCACAGGAAACACUUUCUGAACAAAGUGUUUGCGAUUAGCAGGAUGGUACAUGCGGCCAAAGAAGGCUGACAAAAAAGUAUUUAUCUGGCUAUCUAGCAAAGUGAUGAGUCUGGGGAUAUUGUUAAACAGCAACUAAACCAUGUUUUUCUUAUGUCAGUAUAUCUUUACCUAGCAUCUCCAAGGAGAGGGGCAGAGGUUAGUUAUCUCAACUUGUACAGGGAAAGAAAAUGCUUCAUGCAGGGAAUAUCUUCACUGUGACUGCCCAAGGUAUGAGGCUUGACUUUGCUGUUUCAAAUUUUUUUAUUUGAUUUCAGCAGAAUCUCUUGGUAGCACUUGUUAUUCCUAACAUGUGUAGUUGGGAAGUUUUGCACAUUGUUUUAUCUGAAAAUGAUUAGUCUUGCAAAGUCUAGAAAAAGGUAAAGAACUGAUAAUAUUUUUUCAGGUUUUUGGGCCCUGUAGUGAUUUGGCACUUGAUUUUGUUAAUAAAGGGGUUAUUUACAGGGUGGUAUGAAUUUGUAGUAAACUAUUCUAGGUCUUCUAUUAGCAAACACUAAGUUUUAAAGUAUUGCUUUUAUUAUGAUUAGCAAAUAGAAGCCUCCAUACUUACCGUGCAUAAAGCCACCUUACUGCUUUACUCCAGCAUAAUAUGCCAAUUUUUUUGUUCACUAACCAUAGCACAGCUAUAAAGUAAACACUGCAGAAAAGUAUUCACUAUACAAUUAGAAAAUACGCUUCCAAAGGUAGUUACAAGUGUGUUAACAAGUUACAAGUGUGAUUUCAUAUAUUUCCCAAAUAAAUGAAGUUGCAGAAUGCUGCCUAGUAGUCAGAUGCUGAUAUAAAAUGUUUAACAGGGUAUCUUGUCACUUUGUGAAUGUUAUGUACUUUCAAUAGUAUUGUCUCAUGGUGAUCUUUUACCAUAUUUUGCUUUGAAGGCAGCCAGAGAUCCUAAUAUGCUAACAAAACUUUGUUUUCAGAUUGGACUUUUUGUGUGUGGUUUUGUUGUUGGUUGUUGUUGUUGUUAAGCUACUGCUUAAGGGGAUAUUAAUAAUGUGUAUUUACUGACCUGCUUGCUUUAACUUCUUCCUCUCAUGUGAAGUCAGGAAAUUCAGAUGAGAAGGGAAGCUUC
Molecule: messenger RNA, 2463 nt
Organism: Motacilla alba alba
Lineage: Eukaryota; Metazoa; Chordata; Aves; Passeriformes; Motacillidae
Gene: ZNF367
Product: zinc finger protein 367
Exons: 5
Coding region: 28-1038 (336 amino acids)
Biological process (GO): homophilic cell-cell adhesion
Cellular component (GO): cell-cell junction
Molecular function (GO): ionotropic glutamate receptor binding
Source: RefSeq, a predicted model, not a curated record